AUGAGAGGAACAUUUACAUUAACAAUAGUAGUAUUGUUUUUGGUACGCAGCACAGGUAAUUGUAGGUCAGAAACAUUAGUACCAUGCUACUUCAUUUUUGGAGAUUCUUUGUAUGAUGUUGGUAAUAAUAACAACCUUAACACUAAGGCCAAAGCUAAUUAUCUACCCUAUGGCAUUGAUUUUCCCGGAGGGAAACCCAUCGGAAGAUUCUCGAAUGGUCGCAAUUUUGUCGAUAAAAUUUCUGAACUUUUGGGAUUCGAAAAUUACAUUCCGCCAUACAGCACAGCCGAGGGUGAAGAAAUACUAAAAGGAGUGAAUUAUGCGUCAGGGUCUGCUGGAAUUCUGAAAGACACUGGAACAUUAUUGGGGGAAAAUAUAUGCAUGGAUAAACAGAUAGAAAAUCACAAAAAUACAAUUGCAAAAAUUGGCAAGUUAGGUCAAGUUUCAGCAAACCAUAGUCUAGAAAAGUGCUUAUAUAGUAUCAAUAUUGGAAGCAAUGAUUUCAUCAACUACUUUAAGCCAGAUGACUACAAUUGGAGCUCAAUCUACAACCCUGAUCAAUUUGCCGAUGCACUCAUCCUUCAAUACACUCAACAAAUCAAGGCUUUAUAUGAGUUAGGAGCAAGGAGGUUAGCACUGUCUGGAUUGGGUCGAAUAGGAUGCAUUCCAGCAGAACUAGAAUUGUAUAAUGCAACUGAAUGUGUACCAAAAAUCAAUGAGGCAGUGGAUCAUUUCAAUGCUAAACUUACGUCUCUCAUCGACUCUUUCAAUACAACACUUCCUCUCGCCAAAUUUACGCUCAUUAAUCUCUUCUCCAUGCAAGGCAUGGCUGAUUUCACAGGUUUAAUUACAGAUAAAGCAUGUUGCAAAUUAAGAAGUGAUUACCAAUGUGAAAUAGAGAGUGAACCGUGUGAAUUAAGGAACGAAUAUGUAUUUUUAGAUGGAUAUCAUACUACUCAAGCUAUUAAUGACCUAUCUGCAACAAUGGCAUUCACCCUUCCUGUUUCCUUGGUUGUUCAUCCUAUGUCCAUUAGCCAAUUGAUUACUGAUUAACAAUAUUGUUGUUAUAUAUUGAUCGUUUAGACAUUGUAAUUAAAUUAACAAAAA
Molecule: messenger RNA, 1107 nt
Organism: Amaranthus tricolor (Joseph's coat)
Lineage: Eukaryota; Viridiplantae; Streptophyta; Magnoliopsida; Caryophyllales; Amaranthaceae
Product: GDSL esterase/lipase At5g45670-like
Exons: 5
Coding region: 1-1053 (350 amino acids)
Molecular function (GO): hydrolase activity, acting on ester bonds
Source: RefSeq, a predicted model, not a curated record